Hydractinia symbiolongicarpus is the source of this 729-nucleotide messenger RNA. RefSeq lists its product as uncharacterized. The coding region runs from base 1 to 729 and encodes 242 amino acids. The transcript has 7 exons. Lineage: Eukaryota; Metazoa; Cnidaria; Hydrozoa; Anthoathecata; Hydractiniidae. The record is from RefSeq and is a predicted model, not a curated record.
AUGAAUCAAAUCAACAACAUUAAGAUCGCUUCCAGCAUCUUCAGUUUUCUCUGCAUAUGGCAGCAAACUUAUACAUACAGCCUUCCAAAGAAAGGUACCGUGGAAUGCGUUCAUAGUUACCAGUGCAUAGGUGUUCAACUUUGUCAAGAUGGCUUAUGCAAAAUAGCAACAGUGUCAUCGAAGCAAACGUGUCCUCAUGUAUUUAAGAACAAAUGCUCAUCUGACACUGAAUGUGUUUGUCCAGAACAGUCCAUGAUAUGUGAAGACAAUGAAUGUGUAUACAGCAAACACCACAACAUUCCUAAAACAAAAUUUUGCUCCAAACAUGCUGACUGUGACGGAGUGAACGUGUGCGAAGACAAAAAAUGUAGACCAAUAAAAAAUUGGGACGAGUUAAAAAUGUUACGUGCUUCAUCGGACUGCGCAUCGAAUACUGAUUGCAGUGCUGGAGAAGAAUGCAGCAAAAACUUAUGUAUGAAAAAUAAACGCGAUGCAAAAAUAACAAUAGAAUGUCAAAAGGAUUCGGACUGCAGUUCUGGAUAUAAUUGCUUUGAAAAGACCUGCAUAUCCAACUUAUUUGAGAGGCGCGUACUUGAAGAAACACUGUGUUUAGUUAAAGCGUCUAAAAAGUUUUGCAUAUCAAAUAAAGACUGCGACGGAUGUGGACACCAUUUACUCUCUUGUCAACGAUUCAAAUGUAAAUUGCAAAAGCCAACCAGCAAAUCUUAA